Messenger RNA from Scleropages formosus (Asian bonytongue), 1432 nucleotides. It is a transcript of the gene exosc3, whose product is annotated as exosome component 3. Gene Ontology annotation, cellular component: nuclear exosome (RNase complex); cytoplasmic exosome (RNase complex). Gene Ontology annotation, molecular function: RNA binding. The transcript is spliced from 4 exons. Gene Ontology annotation, biological process: nuclear-transcribed mRNA catabolic process, deadenylation-dependent decay; poly(A)-dependent snoRNA 3'-end processing; U4 snRNA 3'-end processing. The coding region runs from base 297 to 1016 and encodes 239 amino acids. Lineage: Eukaryota; Metazoa; Chordata; Actinopteri; Osteoglossiformes; Osteoglossidae. The record is from RefSeq and is a predicted model, not a curated record.
CAGUACUAGAGAUAGGUGACGUGUGUUACACUGUUCUCCUUCCCCCGGAAACUCCACGAUCCCCUAUUACAGAGCCGUGUCGUGUGUCACACUGUUCUAGGUCCCCUCAGAAACUCGAUUUAUAGCGUGAUACUCAUUGCCACACUGUUCUCCCCCCUUGGAAACCUCAACAGUGCUACAGAUAGGUGUCGUGCGUUACACUGUUCUCCUUCCCCCGGAAACUCGAAUACCCGCUUGUCACAUUGCUUCCCUUCCCCCGAAAACAAAUGCAUGCCGUUUGAUCAGAAAAGCUAACAAUGUUCGACAGUUUCAAGCACAAAGUUGGCGAGGUUGUCCUCCCCGGGGACGUGUUUUCUUUCGCCUCGCUGGCGCCGGACAGCAGGGUGGAGAAACUCAUCUGUGGACCCGGACUCCGCCGGAACGGGGACGAGGUGCUCGUGUGUAAAAGCGGCGUCCUGCGCCACAAGCCGCCGAACCUGUUCUGGGUCGACUCUCAGCAGAGACGGUACGUCCCGGCCAAGGGCGAGAGCGUGAUCGGCAUCGUCACGACCAAGGUGGGCGACACCUUCAAGGUGGACGUGGGCGGCAGCGAGCAGGCCUCCCUGUCCUACCUGGCCUUCGAGGGCGCCACCAAGCGGAAUCGGCCCAACGUCCAGGUAGGGGACCUUGUGUAUGCCCAGUUCAUCAUCGCCAACAAGGACAUGGAGCCCGAGCUGGUGUGCAUCGACAGCUGCGGCCGCGCCAACGGCAUGGGGGUGUUCGGUACUGACGGGCUGCUCUUCAGGGUGUCUCUCGGGCUCGUCCGCAGGUUGCUGGUGCCACAAAGCGAGAUUGUGAAGGACCUGGAGCGGCUCUUCCCUUUCGAGAUGGUGGUGGGAAUGAACGGGCGCGUGUGGGUGCGAGCACGAACAACGCAGCAAACGCUCAUCGUGGCCAACCUCUUGGAGAGCUGUGAGAACAUGACUGCAGAGCAGCGCAAGGCGCUUUUCCUCCGCGUGGCUGGCGGAUGUCCUUGAGUGGAUGGACCCCCGCGCUGGGUGGGCUGCCCGAGGCGGGAGCGCGGGGGACGGAGGGCAUGUCAGCUGGAUGCCGUCCCUGCAGGGCGAAGCUGUGCCGACAGAUGGCCUCCCCCCCCCCCGCCUUCAGUCCCGUCCGUCUCCAGGAAACGUGCAGAUGUGUUCCAGAGUGGAGAACCGACAGCGCUGCUGCUUCCUGUUCCUGACGUCUCACUUUCAGAAUUCUCUGGGAGACUGAAACGAGCGGGACGCUACUUCCUCAUCCUCCCCUCUCUUUUGUAAAGGUUUCCUUUUAGUGUUCUAAGGGUGUUUUUUGUACAUUUUCCCAAAUAAAUCUUGUCUCUAAUGCUACGUUUGAAAUGGUUUAUUAUAUUUAUGGUACACUUUCCUCUGACGUUAAGCUACUUACACAUUUG